AAAAUCGUUGUUUCUCAAUUUCAAUAUCCUGAACAUGGUAAAAUUGAAUUCAUGCAGUUUUUCUUUCAUCGUUAUUUUGGUUUUGCGCCAGUCCACUUGCAGCCAGCAUAGAGACGCUCCAAUCAAACGAAACAGUUGAAAUGAAGAUAUCGUAGAAAAAUUCCUAUCACCGAUCCAAUUCAUAUUGUAAAAAUUUUAACUCCAGCUCGAGCUUUUACUGAACUAGAUGAAUUUGAGUUGAGUUUGCAGGGUCGAGUGCCAACAGAACCUGACACUCCAGAACAAAUGAACUUGACGCUGAAACUGUAUACCAAUGAAAAUAAUUCGACUGGGCUUAGAUUCGAUUAUAAGGAAAAAUUUUUGGAGAAAUUCUCCUUGAAACGCAAAACUGUCAUAUAAUCCAUGGAUUCAUGAGUUCUUUCAAGGAAAAUGAAUGGACUGGCGUUAGCUAGACAAUCCAGCUAAUUCUCUGUUAUAAAACGACUAUUACUCAGUCUCAAUUAUCUACGGACUAAAUAUUUUUAUGGAAAUUCCCCAAAAGUUAUUAUGUUUACAAGGCCAGCCUAAAUUAAGGUUAUCUAUAGAAAAUUUUUCUAUCGUAUAAAGUGUCGAAAGAAAAUAUAAUAAUUUUCAAUGUCGUUCAUCAUAUUGGAAUAGUUGAUAAUAGUUGUUAAUACGUGAUAGUAGUGAUGCGUGAGCACUUUACGAGUAUGAUAAUAGUUAUAAUUCAAUUGCAUUUGGACUCUGAUAUGAAUAAUGAUAAUUUCCGGAAAAAGUUGCACUGAUCUUGACCUUUAAAUAUGAUGAUUAUACGCGAAACUUUCUGUCAAAAUAUUUAGCCUCGGGCUGAGUUAUAGCCGUUACAAGCUUAAAAGCCAUGUAGCUGAAGCCAUACCUCUAGAUAUUAUAAUUAUUCGUUUGCAUAUUUACUUGCAUCUGUUUAGCAAUUAAAAAAUUUAUUUUUUGAGUAUUCCAAACAAAAAUAUAUUGUUUUCGGAGUUAGCUGGCCGAAAAGAAUGGAUUCAAUAACAGAUUAUUCGAAGGCUGCGAAGUAAAAUACCACGUUGUGGUUGGAUUUCUGUUUCAUUUCAUUCAUAAAAUGCAAAAAUUUUCAGGAUUAAAUCUUAUUAUCAGAAUUAUCUUAUUUGGGUUUGAUCAAGUUUAAAUGGAUGUUGGAGACUUGAGAGGUCCAUUAAUUGUUAACGAAUCGUCGUUUUCAUCUGAAGUCGAUGCUUUACAAUUUUCUCUUGGCGAAUUCCCAUUGUUACAAAUGCGAUGAGGACACUUAAACUAACAACUGAAGUAUCUAGCUGGUACGGUGUAGACAGAGGAUUGGUGACAAUAAAAGACAGAAAAUAUUAAGGUGGAAAGGACGAUAAAAGGAAAGACAAAACUGACAUGACUGAACAUAGAUUCACAGGGUAAACCAAAUAGACAUGAGCUGCGAAGCCUGAGUCUUGAUUCAACUCCUUUGAGUUUUAUUGAAAUGAUUGAUGCAGAAUAAAUGAAUUCAUCAAUAAUCAUCAGCCGCAUCAUGAUUCUCAGCAUUAACACUGAAAGAAAAAACUAAUUUUAACCAGGUUUUGGUCAACGCUACCAGUAGGUAGGGAAAAGUCACAAUUGGUUGUUUUUUGGUGGGUCGCCCAUUUUGUGGAGGAGAUUGUCACGUUGCAUGAAAUGGCCGACAUUUCUUUGUUUUCGCUGCGAUACAGCGACCCGCGGAGGCCCUGGUAAAAUGAAAAUUGGACAACUUUAUUGAUACUACUAUUGCUGAGAUUUGUAUUUGACUAGUGAAGUGACGUAAUAUCUGUGCCUAUGCCCUAGUGAGAUUCAGUAUUAAUUAAAUGUAAUAGGAAUGUUUACCUAAAUUGCAUUAUAAUGUUAACGUUGAGAUUCAUCUGCAACCACAUCAUUUAAUUGGAUUGAGAAUUCCGGCAACUCGGUGACUACCUUGUUUGAGAGUCUGGUGACUCAAGUAUUAUCACUCGAUGGUGACACUCGAGUCGGUCGUAUAACUAAACGAUGGUCUGGUUUAGCUCGAGAGUUAUUCACUGACGCUGAUCAUUUUGGUAUUUCAUUUCCAAUGGAUUUAGAUGUUAAAAUUAAAGCUCUAUUAUUGUAAGCUUGAUUUUCAAUUGAUUUCAUGUAUUUUGAAACUAAACAGUGAUGCUGCAGGCAGAUGAUCCGAAUAAAAUGGGAUUGGAUAAAACCCCGUUUCAAUGAAAUGAAAAUUUUUUAAACGCAAUGUGAUUCUGGAUAAUUAUAUUGGGUAAACGUUUAAAUCUAGAUGUGGAAUAACACUCAACAACCAAGAAGGUUUCCGGUAGUUAAGAUUUAGGUUUAAUUGGUGAUGUGUGAACGUUGAACUUCCUGCAGUUGGAUAUUUGCCCUUAUAUUUAUCAUAUGUAUUAUUUUAUACAAAACACUAUAAGUUUAAACUUCUAUCAAUUUACACCAAAUGAAAUCGUAUCAAAUCUGUUAACUAUUAACUCAUGUUUGUCGAGUUUUUAUGAAAUUAUGACCAACAAAUCGCACAGUUUUAUCAUUUUACGGUCUCUCUCUUACGGUCGCAGAAUGCGAUCGGUUUAACUGAAAUUCGAACGAAUCUGUUGUACAGAAAAAGAAAAGUUCUAAUUCUAAAAAUAAAUACAUUUUCUGGUUGAUAAUCAAAAGUUUCAUCAGUAAAAUUAGUUUGUUGAAAACAUCUGCUUCCAUAACCGCACAAAAGCGCAAUCCAAGUUUCAAGUUUAGACACAAUUUUCUCGUAAACUGUAGACCAGAGAAACCUUUAAAUCGCACGAAUGGAAUCAGUUUUAUUUAAUUACCAACUAACAGAGUCUAAGCUUGAAAGAAAUUAAUUUUUACCCGUUUCUAUCCAUUCGUGUCAAUUUGUGCAUCAAUGUGACAAUUGCGUUAAAACUUUGCAACAUUCAACUUUCUGCUGAACAAGAAUCAAACAAGUUUAAACAAUGAUGCGCUUUAGUUGAUAGCAUGGUUGUAGGUUGCCGUUCAAUAGAUCUGCCUUAAGAGUAAUUAAAUGUAAAAUUAGUAGUUAAUAGUAGUUUAUAAUUUACUAAUUGUUCCAAAAAGUGGUAUCUAGUAAGAAUUACACAAUAAGAUUUUUGUAAUUAGUAAAAAAAGUUCUGAAAUACAUUGAAAAUAUACUGUCUCUACGGUAGUUGCCAAAAUAUCAGAAUCUAUUAAGAUUACUGAGACACUAUGUUUUGAUCAGAGUUACUCAUGAUAAAACUAUGAUUAAUGUUUUGUUGCUGAGAACUGAUUAACCACUAUCUAAUAGUAUAUUUUUCAUUCCUUCAACUUGAUCCGUUCUCAAGUAAUGAAUGGUUGAAAUAUUGGCAUCAAACCUUUUCAUCAUUACUGCAUAAUCAAAGAUCAUCUUACUUUUCCUCAUCCAGACUAGUAUUGAGCUAUGAUGAACGCCAUUGAAAACUUCAUUUCAUCUUCUUUCUAAUGCUGUACAAACAACAUCGAAAUACUCAUUUACUAAUGAGAACCAGAGUCGUCUUUUCCAAGCUCAAACAUAUAAUGAUCUUUGAAUCAACAAUUAAAUCUCACUAAUUGUCUUUGCUAGACAGAUUUAACUGUACUUUGAUCUUAGCCAUGUAAUGAUCUUUGAUUAUAACUCAAAAGGAUAAUUUGAUCUUUUUCCUGUUUGCUCAUUGCUCGUAACUGUUUUCCUUACUAAUGGUUAACUGAAAAAAUUAACAACAUCUAGUCCAGUCUUGUGGUUUGCACCGGGAACUUUCAGUUCGAAAGCAACAUUUUGUUUCACUCUUGUUGUGUUCCUUGUUAUUUAGCACGAAGUAUUAGUAAUCGUUUCCUAAAGUCAUUAUUAUUUUUAUUAUGAGUCCCAUUAUUUCAACCCAAUGUACAAAGAGCAAACAGACGAUAAACUGUUCAUGUCUAAUCUGUGCUAAUUUAACCUCUCAUAUUUGUUGUUAAGAAGCUCCAUCAAAUUUAAUUCAGUGAUUAAAAUAAAUAAUGUUGACUCCAAAUUCAAUCCAAGAACCUCCAGGAUAUCUUGUUGAUCCUCCAAUCGAAAACCCAGCAAAUCGUUUGGUUCAACCUCAACCAGCUACACACUUGGUGCAACCAUUUCAUCCUGAUCUUUAUUAUGGAGCGAAACUACCAUUGACCAAUCCUGAUGGUUGGCAGCCAGGUCGUCCAGUGCCUUUUAGUCCACCAGGAUUAGAAAACUUGAUUCAAAUUGAUAAAAUUCUUGUUAAACAGAGAGUUGACUUUAGUGGGAACAAUUAUCAUAUUAAAAACCGUAUGGGCCGGCAAAUAUACAGUGCUAUUGAAGAUACCACUUUUUUUACCAGGUGUUGCUGUGGACCAAUGAGACCAUUCAAUAUGAAAAUUACCGAUGACGAGGAGAGAGAAGUUAUAAAUCUCUACCGGCCUUUGGCAUGUAAACACUGUUGUUUCCCUGGUUGUCUUCAAAGUAUGCAAGUUACUGCUUCUGGUGUCGCUUGUGGUUAUAUUGAACAAACUUGGAGUCUUUGGCAACCUAGAUUCAAUGUUUGUGAUGCUUCUGGUGAAACAGUUUUACGCAUUAAAGGACCAUCCUGUACUUUCUCUUUAGGGCCAUUUGACUUAUUUUCUUGUUGCCGUGAUGUUAAAUUUAAAGUGUUAACAAGAGAUGGUAAACAUGAAAUUGGUUGCAUUACUAGACAAAGGUCUGCCUUAACUGAAGAAAUAUUACCCACCAUUAACCAUUUCAGCAUUUCAUUUCCAAUGGAUCUAGAUGUUAAAAUUAAAGCUGUAUUAUUGGGAGCUUGCUUUUUAAUUGAUUUCAUGUAUUUUGAAAUUGCUUAUUAUUCCUGUGGAAAGACUAUGCGAAUAAUAUGAGAUCUGAUACAAUUGAUCUAAUUCCGUUUCAAUGGAAUGAACCUUUUUCAACGCAAUGCGAUUCUGGAUAUUUAUAUUUGUGUAAAUCUUGAAAAUUAGAUGCGGACUAACAUUCAUUAAUAACAACUACGAAGGCUUUCUCGGAGGUCAAGAUUGAUUCACAUUUGAUUGGUGAUGUGUGACAGUUGAGUUUCUUGCAGUUGGAUAUUUGCCAUUAUGCGUAUCAUAUGUAUUAUUUUGUACAAAACUAAAUAAAUUUGAACUUCUAUCAAUA
This is a messenger RNA of Tetranychus urticae (two-spotted spider mite), 5146 nucleotides long. Its product is annotated as phospholipid scramblase 2-like. The record is from RefSeq and is a predicted model, not a curated record. Gene Ontology annotation, molecular function: phospholipid scramblase activity. Gene Ontology annotation, cellular component: plasma membrane. NCBI's taxonomy places the organism in Eukaryota, Metazoa, Arthropoda, Arachnida, Trombidiformes, Tetranychidae. Gene Ontology annotation, biological process: plasma membrane phospholipid scrambling.